ACCAAUAAUAUCAGGAGAAAUAUCCUAACAAAAGCAUAAAAUUAUAUUUACAUAACGUAUAAAAUAUAUGCAAUACCUUUUUAUUCGCUACUUGAAUAUUUAAGACUAUUUUAUAAUUAUAAAAACAAACGGAUAAACUUUAAGCAACACUAUGCAUCUAGACUCUAUGAUUUCUAGAGAAUCAGAAAAAAAUUACAAAAGAAAAAAGACGGAACAAAAAAGAUGUGAGGUAAUUAUUUGCAAAUUUCAAACAUUAGAAAUAUUAUUCGAUAAAAAAUUAAAGUAGUAGAGUAAAUAUCGUUAAAAAAAUCAAAACAAAUAUUUGAGUAUCUUAAGACGAUUUUAUAAUUUUAGAAACAAAGGGAUAAACUGUAAGCAACACUAUGUAUAAUGCAUCUAGACUCUAUAUAUGAUUUUUAGAGAAUCUGAAAAAAUUACAAAAAAAAAAGACUGAACAAAAAGGAUCUGAGGUAACAUUUUCAAAUACUAAAAUCAGAAAUAUUUAUUCGAUAAAAAAAAAACCAAAGUAGUAGAGUAAAUAUCGUUAAAAAUCAAAACAAAUAUUUGAGAAUCUUAUGUAGAAACCGAAUAAAAACUACAACCCAACACAACAACACUAUAUUAGUUAGUUUCUUUCGCGCAAUCUACGACUCAUCAUAUUUAAACAAACCAAAGAGAACCUCAUUAUUCACUUGAUUGAAGCUUUUUUGUCAAACGAAACUCUCCUCUUGGAUUUUCAAAUUAUGAAUAGAAAUCAGAAUUUUCUAGAGAAGACCGCAAACCGUGUAUGUUUUUUUAAAAAUAACAGAAAUCCUUCAAUAUUCAUGACCCUUCUCAUUAGUUCUUUUCAAACUUUGUUUCAGAUCAAGGACGAAAUCGAAAGAUGUAUUAAAAAAUAUAUGAAUUUGGAACAAACCAUUACGUAUCUACAUGAAAAAUACCAUAUUCAUCAUGUUAUCACUAGCGCAAUUUGGGAACGUCUUCAAGAAGGUAAUCCAGAUUUCUUCGAAGAAUACUACAAACGAUGCGAGGUUGCUCGUCAAAUAGCUGCAUUCAACGACUUGCUUGCUCAACAAGUAGACCUAAUGCACAAACUUAGAGAAAUUGAGCUUAGUAACGUUGCACCAGUCACACAACUUCAGCAACCUAUUGAUCAAUGUCAUCAUCAUAAUGAUCAAGUUAAUCAUCAUCACCAGCAUCAUCACCAUCAAGAUCAUAUUUAUGAUCAGUGGAUUGCAUCUAAUGAUUUUGCUUAUAUAGAGAACUCAGUCUCUUCUCUCAUUGACGCGUCAUGGAUUGCUGCACCACCACAAUCAAAUAUUUUUAAUUACGGUACUGAUUUUCAAGAUAUGAUGAGUAUAGAGCAAUUCACUAGAGAAUUAGAUCAACAACAACAAAUAUUGCAGCUAAAAUCUCAGCAACCAGAACAUCUAACAGAUCAACAAGUAGAAUAUUGUCUUCAGAAACAUGAUUAUACGACAUUACCUGUGCAACAAGUGCCUCAUCAGUCUCUGGCUUCUUUGAACAGUCUUGAUUUUGCAGGUGAUGGAUUCACCAACAACAGCGGCUCAACAGCAACAACAGGGAGUGACGCAACAAAAGAAACUCGCAAAAAGAAUCAGUAAUGGUCUAAAUGACCUUUUCUUGUUUCCUUUAAUUUUCUUCUUUUGGUCUGUUCCUUUACUUCAGAACAUUUAUAUGAAAUAAAGGGAGCUGACAAUAAAGUGUAGAUAUUACGGGCAUGCAUAUUUUUUCUAGCGUUUGUGUGAAGAAUUAAAGAAAUAAUCCGAUGUAGAUUAUAAUUUUUCUGAGUUGUUGGAUUUCAAGAGUGAGGUUGGGAACAAUGAAUAGCAUUGCUUCUUGGGUUCCUUAACGUUCUUGCUCAUGGACUAUUAUGAUAGUCGAGGGGUGGGUUAAUCUGAUCGUAUGGCCAUUCACAAUGACGAGUCUUCUGUUUAUAAAGGAUGAUGAAGGACCAUUCAACUUGACUAUCUUUCCCUAAUGAAUAUGAAAAGCAAAAACUUAUUUUGACCUUAUUCCCCAUUAAAUAACACAUGAAAUGUAUGUGGAUCUUUAACACUCAAUCAUCCAGAGACCAAGAACAUCACAAAAUCAUUGAUGGACACCAAAUUCAAAAAGAAGUUCUUAGCAAUCAUAAUAUGACCUGUUAGAUUACAAGACUCAAGUUGGGAGCAAGGGCAGUGCUUCUUAGGUCCUUAAGGAUCUUGCUCAUCAACAAGAUGCAGAUCGAUUCAUUCAUACACAAGAUAUUUGCGAAUUUCAGAAAACAAUGGUUACAACUUGACCAAAUGUUUGGUCCUACUUGACCAUAACUCCCCAGUCUUGGUGACUCAAAGGUGAAACGCUGUCGUAGGGAGUUUAAUCAAAUGAUUUCAAGAUACUUAAUCCCACAUCGGAAGAAACAAGUUUUCCCUUGUUAUAUAUAUAAGUUUAGCUCACAACAACUGUACGUCGAGCUUAGUAACGCAGGCUUGUGAUCCAAGUGGAGACUACAAGAUGAUGGGACAUUGAACCGAUCUCUUUGGGCCGGGUUCGGGUUAGGCUAUCUACUUGCUUGCCCAUUCCAAGUUUGGAGUUGAGGGUUUGGACUCGAGCGAAGGCUUGGGGUUCAACCUCUCUUAGAGCGGAGGAGACUGCGUGAGGCUGGUUUCACAGAGCAGCGUCACCUCCCGCUUUCAACGGUGGAAGGAUCACGAGACGGUGCCUUCCGAGCCCACUAUGACCCAAUAAGCCGGCUCCGAUUGGGACCAUCAUCUUUUUA
Molecule: messenger RNA, 2782 nt
Organism: Brassica rapa (field mustard)
Lineage: Eukaryota; Viridiplantae; Streptophyta; Magnoliopsida; Brassicales; Brassicaceae
Source: RefSeq, a predicted model, not a curated record